AUGUUGAAGUUGUGCGCGCUGCUUCUGCUGGUGAUUACCAGCACACAUGCCGUGCCAACGUGUAGUAAUCCAUCUGAUGGAGCAAUCACCGCUUGUCCUGCAGGAUCACAAUGCUGGGACAUUCAGCAAGUGUCUACUAAGGUGACUUGGUCUAUACACAAUCAGUGUUCACUGUGCACGUUCGCUCAGCAGCAACCAGUCAUUGUUCAACACACUGAAACGUCAGUGACUUUUGAGACGGAUGGCACAUUUCAAAGAAACGUCGAUCUCAAUAUAUACAAAGUGCCCGACAUGACAGCGAUGCAAAACUGUGACAUUUCUGGUGGUACUGUUGUGGGUGGAGUCUCACCAUGUCCUGCUUUAGGAAGCGGAACUUCUCCAUUCUCCCUUGACGUUACCGCCUUAAUUAGCUCUGGAGCAAAUUUCUUUGUCUCCGUGCAUACAAGCGAUACUGACAACAACCUAAUCCCCAGCAAUUGCGAUCAAGGAGCAAGACUGGUCAUAUAUGAAGGCAGCUAUCAAUGCGGAAAUAUCAACUCUCCUUGCAGUGGUGUGGGAGCUUGUGUUUUCAAUCACGUUUCUUCAAACUUUGAAUGCCAGUGUGCUGAUGGAUACAGAAAGGGAACACUAUGUACCACUAACGACAUCGAUGAGUGUUUCCAGAACAAUGCAUGUGGAGAUCCCGCAUUUGACGGUGUCUGUGUCGAUGACGUCUGUGGUUUCACUUGUAGUUGCUUUGGUGGUCGUACAAGCUCAGCUGGAAAUGGCAGGUCAUGUGAUGUUGGUCCUCCAAACUGUAAUAUUAACCCUUGUUUCAAUGGUGGCACCUGUAAUUUCCUCAGCGGCCUUGGACGAGUAUUUUGUGAAUGUCUAGAUGACACAGUUCGACGAGAGCGUUUUUGUGCAGAUCAAAACCAAUGUGAGUCCAAUCCGUGUCACAAUGGUGGUACCUGUGUGGAUGGCCAUCUCGGCUACACAUGCUUGUGUGCUGCUGGUUUCACUGGUGAUGUCUGUUCAGUCAAUAUUAAUGACUGUACUCUGUCUACGUGUCUAAACAAUGGCCAGUGUAAUGAUGGUACGAGAGAUGCUACAUGCACAUCGUGUUCAAGCAGCUGGACAGGCAAAUUUUGCCAGAUCAAUGAAAACGAUUGCCUAACUUCAACCUGCCUCAAUAGCGGAGUAUGCGUCGAUGGUGAUGCUAGUCACUCAUGCAACUGUCUUGCUGGUUUUACUGGAGUCGUAUGUCAGACUAACAUAAACGAGUGUGCUUCCAAUCCUUGUCGAAAUCAAGGUGUUUGCGUUGACCAAGCAAAUAGAUAUGCUUGUGCAUGUGUAGCGGGUUACACUGGAGUUAACUGUCAAACAAAUAUCAAUGAAUGUUCAUCUAACCCAUGCCAAAAUGGUGCAACCUGUAUUGAUCGUCUCGACCGGUUCAUUUGUGAGUGUCUAGACGGCUUCUCUGGUACCCUUUGUGGAAUCAAUGUCAACGAAUGCUUAUCCAAUCCGUGUCAGAAUGGCGGACGAUGUGUAGAAGGAGUGAAUUUUUACACAUGUGACUGUAUACCUGGCUUCAUUGGUCUACGGUGUGAAAUAGAUACCAAUGAAUGUGCAUCCAAUCCAUGCCAGAAUGGUGGACAAUGUCUAAAUCUCAUCAACAGGUAUGAAUGUAACUGUCUUGCAGGAUAUGAUGGCAUAAACUGUCAGAUCAACAUCAAUGAAUGUGCAUCAAACCCGUGUGCUCAAGGCACUUGUACAGACCUUGUAAAUGGUUUCCUAUGCACUUGUUUUGCAGGAUAUACUGGAACAUUGUGUGAUAUUGAUAUCAAUGAAUGUACAUCUAACCUAUGUCAGAAUGGUGCAACCUGUAUUGAUCGUGUCAACCGGUUCAUUUGUGAUUGUCUAGAUGGCUACUGUGGUGAUCUUUGUCAAACCAGUGACGAGGAAUGCUUAUCCAAUCCGUGUCAGAAUGGUGGACGAUUGAUAGAUGGAGUGAAUCGAUACACAUGUGACUGUAUGCCUGGCUUCAUUGGGAUACACUGUGAGAUAAAUGUUAAUGAAUGCAGAUCCAAUCCAUGCCAGAAUAGUGGGCUUUGUAUUGAUCUUAUUAACCGAUAUCAGUGUGCUUGCGCUGCAGGAUUCACUGGCAUCAACUGUCAAACAAACAUUGACGAAUGUGCAUCCAAUCCUUGCCAGCAUCAAGGUGUGUGCAUCGAUCGAGUAAACCGAUUUGAAUGUGUUUGUGUUCCCGGAUAUACUGGAGUAGUCUGCGAGACAGAUAUCAACGAGUGUGCAUCCACUUUUUGCAGGAAUGGUGCAACUUGUAUAGAUCGACUCAACCGCUUCAUUUGUGAAUGUCUAGACGGGUUCAUUGGCACUCUAUGUCAGACAGACAUCGAUGAGUGUGCUUCCAAUCCUUGUCAGAAUCAAGGGGUGUGUACAGACCACAUCAAUAGUUUUACCUGCGCAUGUGUACCAGGAUUUACGGGAGUCUUGUGUCAGACCAAUAUAGAUGAAUGUGAAUCUAAUCCGUGCCAAAAUGGUGGACAAUGUGUGCCCAUCGAUAGAAUAAACCUAUGUGAAUGUGCUUGUCGCGCUGGAUAUACUGGAGUAGUUUGCGAGACAGAUAUCAACGAGUGUGCAUCCACUCCUUGCAGGAAUGGUGCAACUUGUGUAGAUCGAGUCAACGGCUUCAUUUGUGAAUGUCUAGACGGGUUCACUGGCAGUCUAUGUCAGACAGACAUCGAUGAGUGUGCUUCUAACCCUUGUCAGAAUGGUGGAACGUGUAUAGACAGGGUUAAUCAUUUCAUUUGUGAAUGCCUGACAGGCUCUACUGGUGUACACUGUCAGACAAACAUCGACGACUGUGCUUCCAACCCAUGUCAAAAUAAUGCUAUAUGUUUAGAUGGAAUCAAUCGUUAUGACUGUCGAUGUGUACCGGGUUUCACUGGGCUUCACUGUGAGCAAAAUGUGCCAGAAUGUGCUUCUAAUCCGUGUCAGAAUGGUGGCACAUGUGAGGAACCAAGCAUUAACCAUCAUAUAUGUCACUGCCCACCGGGUUUUACAGGAGAGCUGUGUGAGACUAACAUUAACGAAUGCGCAUCCAAUCCCUGCAUGAAUGGUGGCACAUGUAUUGAUCGUGACAACGGUUAUCUGUGCGAGUGUCUUUUUCGGUUCCGUGGUACUCAUUGUGAGAUUAUCAUUGACGCAUGCGGUCUCUCCACACCAUGUAUGAACGACGGCACGUGCACCAAUAUACCGACGGCUAUUGGUGAUAUGGGCAGCGUCGACUUCAACGAUCCUCCCAGAAAUGGAGUCGAUAUUCACGAUGCAUACAGUUGUACCUGUACAGGUCGAUAUACUGGAAGAGUGUGUGAGACAUUUAUUCCUGUUCCUCCACCACCUCCACUGGUUCCUCCUGCUCCUGGACGCGUGCUUGCUCCACCUCCACCACUUGUGCCUCCUCCACCGGGCAGAAUUCUUGGACCACCACCACCAUUGCCUCCUCCAGCUCCAGCUGCAAUACUCGGACCUCCACCUCCACUCGUUCCUCCUCCACCUAUCGACAGAUUUGAUUGUAGCAGACAACCGUGUGAGAAUGGAGGAGCUUGUGUUGAUGUCGGAAGUGUGGAGAAUUCAUACUGCUCGUGUCCAUUCGGAUUUGGCGGACAACGCUGCGAAAAUGAUGUCGACAUCACUGUAGCAGGGUUUGGAAACACAGUCGAUUCAUAUGUUCAAGUGUCUGGAACCUUGACCAGAACAGCAGAUGAUUCUGUUAUUAUCUCAGUGAAACCUCUAAGCAGUAAUGGGCUUGUUUUCUUGAUGAUUCAAAAUCUAAAUGGUGUCGGUGACUUUAUUUCUCUAACCUUGGUUAAUGAUAAGCCAGUGUACAAGUUUGAUGUUGGAAGCGGUAGCGUGACUAUAGCCAGUCCACAGACUAUUCCACUUGGUGUCUUUACAAAUAUCGAACUAAGACGCAAUGGUGUCGUAGGUGAACUAUUGAUUGAUGGGGUGGUAGUUGCAUCUGGGACAGCACCCGGAAGCCACGAUAUUGCUGAUGUCAUGGAUGAUUUCUAUUUGGGAGGUGUUCCUAAUCCAUCCGGUAUCAUCAAUGCAGAAAUCAGUCCACGUACUGGCUUUGUUGGCUGUAUUCGCUCUGUCAGUCUGGAUGGCACUGAAUUUGACAUCAGUCAACGCGCUACUGCCGGUAGCAACGUUGGUGAAUGUCCUGCCGAUUCUUGUUCUCCCAAUCCUUGUAAGAACGGCGGUAGCUGUACUAGAAUUGGACCACACUUGUCUGACUUCGAGUGCACUUGCCUUAAUGGAUAUAGCGGCCCAACGUGUGAGAUCGUGUCUAAUGUGUGCCUGGGGACUUCACCAUGUAUGCACGGAGGAGAAUGUCGUGUGGACAGCAGCGCCACCGCAGGGUAUCGUUGCAUCUGCACUGCCACCCACUCUGGUCCACAAUGUGAAACAGCGGUCGGAGAUACAAAAUCCGAUUACUCUUAUGCUGGAGAUUCGUAUGUUGCUUGGAAUGUGGACCCUGCCGAUGUCGACGUUACAACGGUCAUCAAUCUCCGAGUGUACCCCAACCAAGACAAAUCUGACGGAUUAUUAGCACUGUUCAUACGCCCUUCUGUUGACUUUUUAGCUAUCACUGUCGAUGACGGAUUUGUAAGAGUUCGUAUGGAUCUUGGACAAGGAGAGAUUUCUCUCACCAGCAGUUCACGUUUACCAGCUAAUCUGUAUUCCACGAUUACAGUAAAUCGAAACGGUCGAAAUAUUGACCUGACCGUGUCUGGUGCCAGCACGGUAUCGGGUGCAUCACCGGGAUCGUUUUCAAGCCUCAAUGUCAACAAUCGUUUCUAUGUUGGUGGUGUGCCAUCGUCGGUAGGUCCGACUUUGCCAUCUAUACUUGCCGGAAUCUCAGGGUUUAUGGGUUGCAUCACUGAAGUAACUGUUAAUGGAAACUUCCUCAACUCAACCGAUUUGUUAUCAAGUUAUAAUGCAAAAGAUUGCACUGUCAAUCUGUGUAAUCCUAGUCCAUGUGAAAACGGCGGCACGUGUUCAGCAACUGGUAACUCGGUGUUUUGCGCUUGCCCACAAGGAUAUUCUGGGCCACGCUGUGCAAGUGAUGAUGAUCCAUGCUUAACAGUCAACUGUGGAUCCGGUGCUACAUGUGUGCCACUGGGCAAUACGGCAGUCUGCGCAUGUCCUCUUGGCAAAGGAGGUGAACAAUGCGACCAAGAUAUUGCGAUCCAAACGAUGUCAUUCAGAGAUAAUCUCACAUCUUUUGCUGCCUUUCCUUCACUUGGAAGUGACACUCGUUCGACAACAACGAUAACAAUGUCCAUCAAGCCUUUAGAAAAGGAUGGCCUUAUCUUCUAUGCGGGUCGCAAGACGACACCUCCUUUCACUGAUUACAUCUCAGUCGGUCUAUAUGAUGGUUACGUUGAGUUCCGUUAUGAUUUGGGAUCGGGAACAGUCGAGAUUAAGAGUACCGAACGACUCGUUUUGUAUCAAUGGCAUACCAUUCGUGCGGAAAGAAAUCUGAAGAACGGACUGUCGACGAUUGAUGGUGGAUCAGCAGUAAGUGGUGCAAGCCCUGGUUCGACGACACUGCUUGAUGUACACGAGAACAACCUUGACGCUUACCUUGGUGGUCACGAAGACUAUACUAAAGUUGCUAGUGAUGCCGGUCUCACAAGUGGCUUCACUGGAUGCAUCAAAGAUGCCAACGUUAACGGCCGCGUCUUGGACUUUUCUACGGCAACUCGCGGUCGAAGCAUUGCCGAAUGCGACCAGCACCAAUGUGAUCGCCUCACUUGCUUCAAUGGAGGAACUUGUACUGAUGUCGACGGUCAGGGUAACUUCAAGUGCUCUUGCUCUCAUGGCUUCAAAGGAGACAACUGCCAGCAAAUGAUUGCCAACAAUUGCACUAUUGGUAAUGAUAUGUGUCACUCAAGCAGCCAGUGUGUGUUCAACUAUAAAACUGAGAAGUAUGAGUGCUUCUGUCCUCUUGUUCCCAAUCCACAAAGAGGACAAUUUUGUACUGAAGUCACUAACUUCAAAGUCGCCAAGUUUAAUGGCAACAGCUAUGCAGCCUAUAAUUAUCCUGCUCGUACGGCUCAGACCAUCAUCAAAUUCAAUCUCUCCUCUCAAGCUACUAAUGGACUUGUUUUCUAUCUCCCACCCGGUACAGGUGGUGAUUACCUAUCCAUCGGCAUUAUUAAUGGACACGUCGAACUGAGGUACGAUCUCGGCACUGGUGCUGCAAAAAUAACUAACAACCAAGUGAACGUCACUGGUAGUCACGGAUCGUGGCAUACAGUAUCUGCUUUCAGGGAACAACAGUCGGGUACUCUAAUUGUUGAUACACAGACUGCCACCGGCUCUUCUCUGGGCUCCGCAAUUGGUCUGACUGCUUCAUCGGGUCAGAUGUACGUUGGUGGUAUUGCUGUGAGUACAGCUGACUUGUCUGAGUAUCGGGACAUCUUGGACGGAGACUUCAAGAUGGGUCUUGUUGGCUGUAUCGCUAAUCUGGAGGUCAAUGAUGCGCCUAUUGACCUGGAAAAGAUGGCACAGAGUGGUGCUAAUGUCGAGAGCUGUGAUGACUACUUCCCUGGCUGAUGAGUGAAAGUAGUGCAAUUGACGAUUGACUUUGUUCUCAUUUUUAGUUGUAGUCUGCUGCAUGCGUGUGUUGGCUUUGUGCUGCUGUCUGUUUUGAGUUGAAAUUUCUGCAUGCCGUUUAGCUUUAUGAUUCGGCUCUAACGCCGUUGAUUGCUCUUUUAGCGUCGCUUCUAAUCACUGAGUAGUAGUAUAGCUGCCGAGUACAAUUGUUAGAGGGAAAUAAAAUGAAAACUUGCUUGUUGUGAUCGUUGACUGU
Messenger RNA from Corticium candelabrum, 6883 nucleotides. Its product is annotated as protein eyes shut homolog. Lineage: Eukaryota; Metazoa; Porifera; Homoscleromorpha; Homosclerophorida; Plakinidae. The record is from RefSeq and is a predicted model, not a curated record. Gene Ontology annotation, molecular function: calcium ion binding. The transcript is spliced from 11 exons. The coding region runs from base 1 to 6627 and encodes 2208 amino acids.